AUGCAAGAAGAACCAUCCAUCACUCCAAGAAACACUCCCUCCACUCAAACGCUUCAUCAACACGAGUAUAGAAAUUACAUUCAAUUUCGAGAAAAGAUGAUUCUCCGAGACACUAAAUGUUUUGUUUGUUCUUCUCCUGAAUUUAAAGAUUAUUCCUUGGAAGAGAUUUUAGAGAACAACAAGGCUUUGAUGGAUAGCGACUCAAUGGCAAAGGUAGAAAAUCAAAUUCAAUUUUUGAGAGAGACUUUGAACAGUGAUGAUGGAUUUGUAUGUUCCGAUCAGGAAAUUAAAUUCAAAUUAUUGCAAUUUACAGAACAAUUGGAACAAGUGGAAAUUCAUCCGAGAGAAUUAUUCAUACCCUCUUGCUCCUUGUAUCAAAGAGCCUACAAGUAUUACUUUGCUGAUACGAGAAAUGAUGCAUCCAUGAGUGGUUUUCAUACUCUGAACAAGAUGAUGCUCACUACAUUGUUUAUUGGACUUCCUUUCAUGCUGAAACACUAUGCCAUUCGUCGAGUGUGCUCUUCCUUGCUUGGCACUAUUUUUAAAGUAAGCCAGUAA
Molecule: messenger RNA, 558 nt
Organism: Naegleria fowleri
Lineage: Eukaryota; Heterolobosea; Eutetramitea; Acrasida; Naegleriidae
Exons: 1
Coding region: 1-558 (185 amino acids)
Source: RefSeq, a predicted model, not a curated record